Molecule: messenger RNA, 1461 nt
Organism: Durusdinium trenchii
Lineage: Eukaryota; Dinophyceae; Suessiales; Symbiodiniaceae
Source: the annotation of a GenBank genome assembly
AUGAAAUCCUGGCCCUUCUGGGCCUUCCCUUUGACCAUCCAGUCCUUGGCAGUGCCCCUCAGCGAGAAGCCCGCAGCUUUAGCGCCCGAUGUGGAGGUCACCAGACUCACGCAGAAGCCAAAGGGGGACUUCCGAGAGUACCAGCAUUCGGUGCUGGAGAACGGCCUGCGAGUGGUGAAUAUCUGGGAUCCCAACACGACCCAGGCGGCCGUGUCCUUGGCCGUCACUGUGGGUUCUUUCUCAGACCCCAAGGGCUUUGAUGGUCUGGCUCAUUUGCUGGAGCAUUCGAUGUUCUUGGGCUCCAAGGGCUUCCCCCAGAGGUCAGGCUUCGAUGCGUGGCUAGCACAGCAUGGGGGCAGCUCGAACGCCUACACGGCCGAGGAGCAGACGGUCUACUAUGCCUCUGUGAACAGCAAGGCGCUGGAGGAGUGUUUGGAGCGCUACGCGGACAUCUUUGAAGCACCUCUCUUCAACGCUUCGUGGAUCUGGGAUGAGGUGCAGGCCGUGAACAGCGAGCACAACAAGAACCGGAAGAGCCAGGAAUGGCGGAUCCAGAGCUUGAUCGGCCAAAUGGCGGUCGCGGAGAGCCCCGCGCAGCGCUUCCACACCGGGAACCUCGAGACCCUGCGGCGCACGGACCAGGAAAGCCUGGCAAAGGAGAUUCGGCAGUUCUUCAACACCCACUACUGCCCUCCCAGGAUGCGGCUGGUGACGUUUGGGUCUGCGAGCUUGGAGUCUCAACUCGAGCAGGCGAUGGCCUCCUUCGGAAAGAUGUCACGUGAAGGGCAGGGUUGCGAAGCACUGGCUCCCACGUGGGCAGCUGGCCCUCCACCCUUCCCAAGCUCAACUCUCCGGCAGAUGCUGCGAAUGCAGGGUUUGACGCCCAAGCCGGAGUUGCACCUGGUCUUCCCCAUGACGAACCUGCAGCCCUGGGUGAGGAGCAAUCCGACGGCCUAUCUUGAGCACAUCCUGUUGUAUGCUGGUGGCGGCUCCCUGCUUUUGGCUUGGAGAGAUCAGCUUGGGGUUGCUUCAAGCCUGGCGGUGAGUCAAGAGGAUAGCAGCGCGGGGUCCAAGAUCAUCGUCUCCAUGGCGCUUCUUCCGGAGGGUGUGGAGCGCCUCCCGGAGCUCUUCGAGGCCUUCUUUGCCUUCGUGGGCCGCGCACGGGCGCGCACGCGAGAGCAGAAGCUGGCGGUGCUCGGCUCAUUGCAAGAGUCCGCUCAGUUGGGCUAUGACUGGGCUGCUUUGCAGGAGGCGUCCAGGGCCGCCUCGCAGAUGGCCAACGACAUGACGAAGCUGGCCGCGUCUGAUUUGCUCGUCGCUGAGAACCUUAUUUUGGAUCCGGACGUGGACAAGAUCGACCGGCUGCUGGAGAGGCUGCGGCCCGAGGGGAUGCUGGCCAUCUUGGUGGAUGCGGCGAACUCGAGCUUCUGGCGACGUUCACCGGAGGACGCAAGGAGCUGA